Messenger RNA from Aphanomyces invadans, 1054 nucleotides. RefSeq lists its product as hypothetical. NCBI's taxonomy places the organism in Eukaryota, Oomycota, Saprolegniomycetes, Saprolegniales, Verrucalvaceae. The transcript has 2 exons. Gene Ontology annotation, molecular function: threonine-type endopeptidase activity. Gene Ontology annotation, cellular component: proteasome core complex. The coding region runs from base 63 to 980 and encodes 305 amino acids. The record is from RefSeq and is a predicted model, not a curated record.
CCGGAUACGGGCAGAUUGGCAUCUUUCGGUUCCCACAAAAAUCUCCAGCGUGACGAAGAAGCAUGAGUGAAUUCCGCGAGACACAGUCCCAUCGCCGCGAGAACGCGCACUUUGAGCAGCAUGACGUGAUGCUGCAGGAACCCAAGGGGGGAUUUUGCUUCUCCAAUGUUCGUCGCAACGCAUUCAUCUUGAACAACACAACCGUAGCGGGAAACAAGACCAAGAACGCCCCUUUCAAAGUGCAAAAGACGGGCACGACGAUUGUUGGUGUCGUGUACAAGGACGGCAUUGUGCUUGGCGCCGAUACUCGCGCGACUGGUGGAAGUACCGUGAUGGACAAGAACUGUGAAAAGAUCCACUAUAUUGCCCCGAACAUCUACUGCUGUGGUGCCGGGACUGCCGCCGACACAGAGAAUGUGACGCAAAUUAUUUCAUCCGCGCUGGAGCUGCAUCGAUUGAACACGGACUCUCAGUCUCGCGUUGCGACGGCCAUGACGUUGUUGAAGCAAAAAUUGUUUCAGUACCAAGGCCACUUGAGCGCCGCCCUCGUGUUGGGUGGUCUUGACGUGACUGGUCCGUCGCUGUAUACGAUCUACCCCCAUGGUAGCACGGAUCGACUUCCGUUCGUGACGAUGGGCAGUGGCAGUUUGGCAGCUAUGGCUAUCUUUGAAGCAGGCUACAAGGACGAUUUGGACGAAGCAUCUGCCAAGAAGCUCGUGCAACAGGCGAUUCUGGCGGGUAUUUUCAAUGAUUUGGGCAGUGGAAGCAACGUGGAUAUCCUCACAAUCAAGCGCGAUACCGCUGGCGAAGUGAUUGUCGAGAAAGAGUUCAACAUCAUCAAACCCAACGAAGUGAGCGUCCUCCGCAACCAAGUAAACCGCAACGUUGUGACGAACAUCCCCCGCGGUGCCACUCGUGUUGUGCGUCAGCACUUUGAACCGCUCUUGGUGGUUGAAGACGGAACGCCGAUGGACCUAUAGUCGAUGUACCGCUCCGAUUGUAGCUGAAACUAGUCCAUUUAACUAAUACACUUCGAUGGGCUGAACGUACACUA